Molecule: messenger RNA, 3890 nt
Organism: Humulus lupulus (European hop)
Lineage: Eukaryota; Viridiplantae; Streptophyta; Magnoliopsida; Rosales; Cannabaceae
Product: protein unc-13 homolog
Exons: 26
Coding region: 286-3636 (1116 amino acids)
Source: RefSeq, a predicted model, not a curated record
AUUGGAUCCAAUCUAAUUGUUCAUUUCAAUUUCUUAUCUGUCUUUUGACUCUCGUCGCUUCACAUUUGACUCCCAUUUUUUCUGAUUGGUUCCCGAGAAUUCUCAGCUAAAACACAAUCACCAAUUUUUUUUUCUUUUUCUCAAAUUUAAACAGAUCUCAUCAAUUUUCUUUUUCUGUUUCCCUCCCGCUUCUCGCCAACCAAACAAAGCUUCGUGCUAAUUGGAAAGCACUGUGGUUCUUCUGAACUUAGGUCGAGUAAUCAAGUUGCUUUGUGUCUCUUCGAGAUGGAAGAGGAAAAUACUUUAGAGCUUUUACAAAGAUAUCGCCGAGAUAGGCGAGUACUUCUUGAUUUUUUACUCUCUGGUAGCUUAAUCAAGAAAGUUGUAAUGCCUCCUGGUGCUGUUACACUUGAUGAUGUCGAUCUUGAUCAAGUCAGUGUUGAUUAUGUCCUCACUUGUGCUAGAAAAGGUGGAAUGCUUGAGCUCUCAGAAGCUAUUCGAGAUUAUUAUGAUCAUAUUGGUUUACCCCAAAUGAAUAAUACAAGUUCUGUUGGUGAAUUUUUUUUGGUGACGGAUCCUGAGUUUUCGGGUUCUCCUCCUAGGAGGGCACCACCCUCUGUACCCGAAUUUACACCACCCCCUGUUUAUACUGCCCCGUCUGUUCUUGUGCCACCACCUGAUCUUGCUCCACCUAUUGAAGAUGACACUUCAUCACCUGUUAUGUCAAGUGUGUCAAAAUCACAAUCUUUUAACUCCACACAAGUUCAUGAACUAACCGUGGAUGACAUUGAUGAUUUUGAUGAUGAUGAUGUUGAAGAAGUCAGUGAUAUCAGGACUUCGCGAAGAAAUCGGAAUGAUGCUACUGAUGUUGUAGUGGGAUUGCCUUCUUUUGUUACAGGUAUCACAGAUGAUGAUCUCCGAGAAACGGCAUAUGAAAUCCUGUUGGCAUGUGCUGGUGCAUCAGGGGGUCUCAUUGUACCAUCAAAAGAAAAAAAGAAAGACAAGAGGUCCAAGCUAAUGAGGAAGCUUGGACGUAGUAGAACUGAAAACAUUUCAAGUCAAUCUCUACAAGCACCUGGAUUGGUUGGUUUGUUAGAGACAAUGCGCAUCCAGAUGGAGAUAUCUGAGGCAAUGGACAUCAGGACAAGACAAGGGCUGCUUAAUGCUCUUUCAGGAAAAGUGGGAAAGAGAAUGGAUGCCCUACUAGUACCUCUGGAGCUUUUAUGUUGUAUUUCACGGACAGAAUUUUCUGACAAGAAGGCUUAUAUACGGUGGCAAAAAAGGCAGCUAAACAUGCUGGAGGAGGGGCUUAUAAAUUUCCCUGUUGUUGGUUUCGGGGAAUCUGGACGCAAGGCAAGUGAGAUGAGGAUCCUUUUGGCAAAGAUUGAAGAAUCUGAGUUUAAUCCUUCCUCCACUGGAGAACUCCAGCGAACAGAUUGUUUAAGAUCUCUCAGAGAGAUAGCAAUUCCUCUGGCUGAGAGACCUGCUAGGGGUGAUUUAACUGGAGAAGUAUGUCACUGGGCAGAUGGUUAUCACCUAAAUGUUAGGCUGUAUGAGAAACUGCUUCUCAGUGUCUUUGAUGUAUUAGAUGAGGGGAAACUGACAGAGGAAGUAGAAGAGAUUCUUGAGCUUUUGAAGUCAACCUGGCGUGUUUUAGGCAUCACAGAGACUAUCCAUCACACCUGCUAUGCUUGGGUAUUAUUUCGUCAGUAUGUUAUUACAAAUGACCAAGGAAUCCUAAAACAAGCAAUUGAGCAGUUGAAGAAAAUACCACUGAAGGAACAACGUGGGGCCCAAGAGAGGUUACACCUAAAAAGUUUGUAUUCUAAAAUUGAAGGUGAACAUGGUUCUCGGGAAGUUUCUUUCUUACAGUCCUACUUAUCACCCAUCCAGAAAUGGGCUGAUAAGCACCUAGGAGAUUACCAUCUUCAUUAUGGCGAGGACUCAGCCAUGAUGGAGAAUAUGGUAGCAGUUGCAAUGAUUUCUCGGAGGCUACUUUUGGAAGAUCCUGAAGCAAUGAAGCAGUCAACAUCCAUGACAGAUAGAGAUCAGAUAGAAUUGUAUAUAUCAUCAUCAAUUAAGAAUGCAUUUGCAAGGGUAUUGCAGAUUGUUGAUAAAUUGGAAACAAAGCAUGAGCAUCCUUUGGCAUUGCUUGCAGAAGAGAGUAAGAUACUUAUGAAAAAAGAUUCAACCAUGUUCUUGCCAAUUUUAUCUCAGAGGCAUCCACAAGCACUUGUUGUCUCAGCUUCACUUCUCCACAGGCUUUAUGGAAACAAGUUGAAACCUUUUCUUGAUGGUGCCGAACAUCUGACUGAGGAUAUAGUAUCUGUAUUUCCGGCAGCUGAUAGCUUUGAGCAGUUUAUUAUUGCACUCAUUAAGUCUUCCUGUGAAGAGGAAAUUGCAGAUGCCUUGUGCAAAAGAUUAUCUCUAUAUCAGAUUGAAUCCAUAUCUGGAACAUUGGUACUACGUUGGGUCAAUUCGCAACUUGGAAGAAUCUUAGGUUGGGUGGAACGUGCAAUUACACAGGAGAGGUGGGACCCAAUAUCACCUCAGCAGAGGCAUGGGAGUUCAAUUGUUGAAGUAUAUAGAAUUGUGGAGGAGACUGUUGAUCAAUUUUUCGCUUUGAAAGUUCCAAUGAGAUCUUCCGAAUUGAGCAGUUUAUUUCGUGGCAUUGAUAAUGCGUUUCAAGUUUAUGCGAAUCAUGUUGUUGACAAGUUAGCUAGCAAAGAAGAUUUAAUUCCUCCCGUGCCAAUUCUCACACGAUACAGGAAGGAGGCUGGAAUAAAGGCUUUUGUAAAGAAGGAACUCUUUGACCCUAGGCUUCCUGAUGAGAGAAGGUCCACUGAAAUCAGUGUCCGAACAACUCCCACACUAUGCAUUCAGUUAAACACACUAUAUUAUGCAAUUAGUCAGCUGAAUAAGCUGGAAGAUAGCAUUUGGCAAAGGUGGACAAGGAAAAAGCCCAACGAGAAGCCUAUCAAGAAAUCCUUGGAUGAGAGAUCCAAAAGCUUCGUACAGAAGGACACAUUCGAUGGAAGCAGAAAGGACAUUAAUGCUGCUAUUGACCGUAUUUGCGAGUUCACCGGAACUAAAAUUGUCUUCUGGGAUUUAAGGGAACCAUUCAUCGACAAUUUAUAUAAACCAAAUUGUUCUCAAUCUCGGUUUGACGCAGUUAUUGAACCACUGGAUAUGGAACUUAGUCAACUAUGUAACGUCAUUGUAGAGCCACUUAGGGACCGUAUAGUGACGAGUCUUCUUCAAGCCACUUUGGAUGGUUUACUUCGCGUUCUAUUAGAUGGAGGACCAUCACGAGUUUUUUCUACAAGUGAUGCCAAAAUUAUAGAAGAAGAUUUAGAGAUCUUAAAGGAGUUCUUUAUUUCUGGAGGAGAUGGACUUCCCCGAGGAGUUGUUGAAAAUCAGGUGGCUCGUGCUCGACAUGUUGUCAAGCUGCUUGGCUUUGAGACCAGGGAACUGAUUGAGGACUUGAGAUCUUGUGGAGGCCUGGAAAUGCAGGGUAGCAGAAGCAAAUUGGGAGCCGAUACCAAGACUCUAUUGCGAAUUUUAUGCCACAGGUCUGAUUCUGAGGCUUCUCAGUUCCUCAAGAAACAGUAUAAGAUACCCAAGUCUACUGUUUAGCUUCCUUCCCAUCUUCUGUUUAAUUUUUUGUACGUCAUCCAAAAAAAAAAAAAAGCAGUUGUGAUUUUUGUCCAUUUGAGCCUUUUUUUUCUUCAUUUUUUUGUUCUUUUGAUUGGUUAUUUUGUUUUACCAAUAGAUGGAUUCAAAUUAAUCAUUUUGAUUAAUGUUAUAGCAUUGAGUUUUAUUAGGCGCACUUGGCCAUUAAUAUUUACCUAUUUGAUUAAUUUAAUUUUUAAGUAUUGGAGUUGUUUAAA